Messenger RNA from Rhagoletis pomonella (apple maggot), 1752 nucleotides. It is a transcript of the gene Ugt317A1, whose product is annotated as UDP-glycosyltransferase UGT4. Gene Ontology annotation, molecular function: UDP-glycosyltransferase activity. The record is from RefSeq and is a predicted model, not a curated record. NCBI's taxonomy places the organism in Eukaryota, Metazoa, Arthropoda, Insecta, Diptera, Tephritidae.
AUUUCUCCACAAAUUAGUUCUCUACAUAUACCCGAUCGAGAUGAGUGUAUUACGGCAUCAAAAUAUUAAUUGAAGAUGAUUUGUAUCAUAGAAUAAACGUAACGGGAAGUGUCUUAAAAAUAGCAUAGAAAUAAAACAGAUAUUCUUAAGUAAAUUAGUUCAAGAAAAUUUAAGCUGCAAAAAAAUGGCAACGAAACUACAUCAUUUCGCAUUCCUACCCAUUUUGUUACCGCUUUUACAUCUGUUGACAUCUUCUUUAACGGCAGUGGACGCAGCCAAAAUUCUUGGCUUAUUUGCACAUCCCAGUGAAAGCCAUUUCGCCGUCAUGCAAAGUUUAAUGAUGGAGUUGGCGAAGCGCGAACACAAUCUACAGAAACUGAGUCAAUUGGCUGAGUCUUCAAUGCAAAAGUCACUGGCUGCUGUGGGCGCGACCGCCGUCGAUUAUUUCCUGUCGAAUGCAGCCGUACAAAAAUUACUUCGUUUGCCCGUCAAAGAAUUCGAUUACGAUCUGGUGAUUGUCGAUUUAUUCUACACUGAAUCACUGCUGGCAGUGGGACAUUUCUACAACAAACCUACUGUGGCUAUUGUGAGCACGAAUUUCGAGAGCUACAUGCAACAUGUGCUGGAGCAAAUGGUACCCGCCGCCUGUUCGCCCAACGAUUACGAAACAUAUCAGCCGGCGAUGGGCUAUUGGCAACGCUUGGGUGCGAUACGUGGUUGCUUGUCACGCCGCAAGCAAUUUGUGAAGUCCAAUUGGGGUGCGCAAGAGCAACUUAUGCGGAAACAUUUUGCACACUUCAAAGGUGUAAACGAGCUUAACAUAGCCACACUGCAAGCAGAACUCGCAAUAUUACUGCUCAACAGUCACGUCCCACUGAUGACGUUACGACCGCUGCUCGCGAACACAAUCGCCGCUGGCGGCAUGCACAUACGACCGCCACGCGAAUUGCCCUGGCCCAUACGCCGUUUUCUCGACGAGUCGCGCGCUGGUGUCAUCUACAUGAAUCUUGGCAAUGAACAGCACUGUGGCGACAUACCGAAACCGCUGCUACAUUUACUUGUCAACACGCUGGGCAAACUGAAAGAGCGCGUGCUAUGGACAUGUCACGACCAUACAGCGAUGAAGGAUUUACCUGCCAAUUUUAUGGUGCAACAUGCCGUGGCACAAGCGGACAUAUUGGCGCAUCCUCAUGUGCGCGUAUUCAUUAUGAAUGGGGAUUUACUUAGCCUACAGGAGGGCAUCGUGCGGCAUGUGCCCAUGAUUGGUGUGCCCAUAUUCCGCAAUGAAGUGCGCAAUAUGGCGUUGGCGGUGCGGCUGGGUGUAGGCAUACAGCUAAAUCACGACAAUCUCACCGAGGUGUCACUUAAAUGGGCGCUGCAGGCGCUUAAAGAAGACAGCACAUAUCCGUUGUCAAUACGUCAGGUGGGCACCGCCUUUCGUGAUCGGCCGCUUGGCGCUGUGGAAACUUGCAUGUAUUGGAUGGACUAUGUUUUGCGUCAUCAGGGUGGUGUCCAAUUGAAAACACUUGGAAUUGGCAUGCCAUCCAGCCAACUACAUCUCUUCGACUUGUUUAUGUACUAUUUUGCUGUGGCGCUGUUAAUCGUAGGCGUGCUGGCAGGUGGCUUCUAUGGCGCAAUAGUAUUUCUGAAAAGGCGCGAAACGGAAAAAAUGUACUCGAAGUUGAGUUAGUAGAGAUUUGUGCAACUUCUAACUAUUUAAAAAAUAAAAAAAUAAAUAUUUUUUUUUUACUU